Messenger RNA from Aedes aegypti (yellow fever mosquito), 2844 nucleotides. RefSeq names its product calpain-B. The transcript is spliced from 6 exons. Lineage: Eukaryota; Metazoa; Arthropoda; Insecta; Diptera; Culicidae. The coding region runs from base 244 to 2697 and encodes 817 amino acids. The record is from RefSeq and is a predicted model, not a curated record. Gene Ontology annotation, biological process: proteolysis. Gene Ontology annotation, cellular component: cytoplasm. Gene Ontology annotation, molecular function: calcium-dependent cysteine-type endopeptidase activity; calcium ion binding.
UUCAGAAUCAGUUCAGUUCAGUUCAGAAAGCAACCGCGGUCAGCCGUCGUCGGUCGCGUGGUCGAGAUCGUCGACGUUGGGACAUCUUUGCGGGUUUAUUUUGGCGCUACGCCGUCUAACAACGUUCAUAUUUGUUAUCUACAAACCAUCCGUUUCUUGUUGUGCCAUUUGUCGAGAUUUGCGAAGGAAAUAUAAGUGUAACAGUAGUGUUGAUUAUUGUGUUCUCUAGAAGACUACUGGAGGAUGCCGGAUCCAACGCGAAUCGAUUCCUUGGUGAAGGAAUUCAACGAUAGUCCUCAUGGGCCGAAAAAGUUGCACCAGUCCAGGACCCGGUUUAUGCCCAUCGUUUUUGGCCGAGAUGGGAAGGCUCAACCAAAACCCGGACCUCGUAGUGCCGAAGCACAGGACUUCUAUGCCUUGCGAAAGCGAUGCCUCCGCAGCGGAACCCUAUUCGAGGAUCCAGAAUUUCCAGCCAACAAUUCAUCGCUGACAUUCAGCGGGGAAUCCCGGCCAAACCUCAAAUGGCUUCGGCCCAGUCAAAUUUCGCCAGAUCCGAGAUUCUUCGAGGCAAGCUAUUCGCGAUUCGACGUCAACCAAGGAGAGCUCGGAGACUGCUGGUUGCUGGCUGCGGCCGCAAAUCUAACCCAAGAUCCGCAACUGUUCACCAGGGUUGUCCCAGAGGACAACAGCUUCAAACAGGACUAUACAGGGAUUUUUCACUUCAGGUUUUGGAGGUUCGGCCAGUGGUGCGAUGUUGUGAUCGACGAUCGGUUACCGACGGUGAAUGGAAAGUUGGUCUAUAUGCGAUCAACGGAAGAUAAUGAGUUCUGGAGUGCUCUGCUGGAGAAGGCCUAUGCGAAACUGUUUGGGUCGUACGAGGCUCUGCGGGGAGGAUCGGCUAGUGAAGCGAUGGUAGAUUUCACCGGAGGUAUAGCAGAAUCAUACGAAAUGAAGGAUGUUCCAAAGGACUUGUUCCAAAUUAUUGAAAAGGGGUUCAGGAGUCACGCAAUGUUUGCGUGUAGUUUAGAACCCGAUCCGUAUAAGCCGGAGGCGGAAACUCCUCAAGGUUUGAUCCGAGGCCAUGCAUACUCGUUGACGAUGGCCAAGAUGGUGGAUAUCCAAACGCCGAAUGUUAAGGGAAAGAUUCCCUUGUUGAGGCUCAGGAAUCCCUGGGGAAAUGCUAAUGAGUGGAAUGGAGCGUGGAGCGAUAAAUCUCCGGAGUGGAAAUAUAUUCCCGAAGAAACGAAGCGAGAGAUUGGUUUGAUUUUUGAGCUGGAUGGGGAGUUUUGGAUGUCUUAUCAGGACUUCGUGAAGUACUUCGAUCGUAUCGAAAUGUGCAACAUGAGUCCAGAUUGCCCAAUAAUCCGACAAAAUGGAAACUAUCCCUGGAAGCAAUCGUCUUUCGAAGGUGAAUGGGUUAUUGGAAGCACUGCUGGUGGAUGCAGAAACUAUCCAGACACAUUCUGGCAUAAUCCACAGUAUGUAGUGCAUCUGAAAGAACCCGACAAAGAUGAUGCCGAAGGAAAAGCAACAGCCAUAAUAGCAUUACUGCAGAAAAAUCGAAGAUCUAAACGCAACAAAGGCAUGGAUUGCCUAACCGUGGGUCUAAUCAUCUACCGAGUAACAGAACGUGAUCUCAUCCGAAAGCCUCUACCCAAAGAAUUCUUCCUACGGAAUGCUUCCGUAGCCCGAUCGACCUUCGUGAACUUACGAGAAGUGACCUGUCGUUUCCGAAUGGAUCCCGGGACUUACGUGGUGGUCCCUUCCACCUUUGAGCCGAACGUUGAAGGCGAGUUCAUGAUUAGGGUGUUCUCCGAAUGUCCGGACUGCAUGACCGAGAACGAAGACUGCGUUGGUGAAUGCGACUUGGAUCCUCGGGUGGUGCCAGAUAGCAACAACAACGAUGUGCCGGUAGCUCCCAUUAAAAUGAAAGCACCCGAUCCCACGAAGCCUGAUCCGCAGCGGCAGGCUAUGGAGAAACUGUUCCUGGAUGUCGCUGGAGUCGACGGCGAGGUUGACUGGAUGGAGCUGAAGUUGGUACUGGAUCACUGCUUCCGGGACGACAUAGCGAUUGCGGCCAAAGGAGUCUCCCGGAGUUACCACGUGGCCCCGGUGGAAUCCAAGAAAUCCCUGACACCUCAAGGUGAGGUCGUGUGUUGCGGCCUGUUGGCCAUGCUGCAGGAUUGGUACGUCAACAUGGCCGGUGGGGACAAUCGUCCAGAGCGCAGUACUUCCGGCGACUUCGUGGUCGCCAAGGAGAGGGCUCCUCUCAUGACCGGUGAGACGUCUCCCGAAAUCAGUGCCGUCGGGUUCUCCAAGGAUGCCUGCCGUUCGAUGGUGGCUAUGCUCGAUGAGGAUCAAUCCGGCAAGCUCGGGUUCUUGGAGUUCCAGAAGUUGCUGACCGAAAUUGCCCGCUGGAAGGCAGUGUUCAAGCUGUACGACACGGACCGUUCCGGGCAUUUGAACCCAUUUGAGCUGCGGGCAGCUUUGCAGUCGGCCGGUUACCAUCUGAACAGCAAGAUCCUGAACAGUUUGAUGCAUCGGUACGGUUCACGCGAGGGGGAGAUAUGGUUCGAUGAUUUUAUAACCUGUGCGGUGAAGAUUAAAACCAUGAUUGAUAUCUUCCGCGCAAAGGACGUGAAUGGAAUCGCUUCGUUCAACAUGGACGAAUGGAUACAGAAAACUAUUUAUUGUUAAUGCCAGACGUGUGUUACUGUGACCUGUGCUCGACUAACGCUCCUCUAAUGCAGUUUGCCUAUUUCUAUCUCCGAAGAGGCCGGUACUUUGAAACAAAGUUUAUCUUUUAUUGUUGAUUGUGAAACUGAAUAAAGUUGUUUGAAUUUA